Messenger RNA from Phragmites australis (common reed), 1035 nucleotides. RefSeq names its product uroporphyrinogen decarboxylase 1, chloroplastic-like. The record is from RefSeq and is a predicted model, not a curated record. The coding region runs from base 366 to 815 and encodes 149 amino acids. Gene Ontology annotation, biological process: porphyrin-containing compound biosynthetic process. Gene Ontology annotation, molecular function: uroporphyrinogen decarboxylase activity. Lineage: Eukaryota; Viridiplantae; Streptophyta; Magnoliopsida; Poales; Poaceae. The transcript has 3 exons.
CAGCACCCGCCGCGUCUCCAGAGGAGCUGCUGCUGGUACGCGCGGCGAGGGGCGGGAACGGCCUCCCGUGCCCCCCGGCGUGGAUGAUGCGGCAGGCGCGGUGGUACAUGGCGGAGUACCAGGCGCUGGCCAAGCGCCACCCCUCGUUCCGGGAGCGGUCCGAGAACACAGACCUCAUCGUCGAGAUCACGCUGCAGCCCUAGCGCGCCUUCACGCCCGACGGCGUCAUCCUAUUCUCGGACAUACUCACGCCGCUGCCGGCCAUCGGGGUGCCGUUCGAUAUCUUGGACUUGAAGGGCCCCGUGAUCCAGUCGCCCGUGCGGUCUGAGGAGCAUGUCAGGGAGCUAGUCCCCAUCGACCUCGAUAUGCUCCACUUCGUCGGGGAAUCACUCAAGAUUCUGCGAAAUGAGAUUGUGAGUAGGAUUAAGAAAGAAUGCCCUCAUGUGCCACUUGUGUUGUAUAUAAAUGGAAAUGGAGGUUUACUUAAGUGCAUGAAGGACACAGGAGUUGAUGUUAUUGGGCUUGACUGGACAGUGGACAUGGCUGAUGGAAGGAGGCGCCUUGGUAAUGGAAUUAGUGUACAAGGGAAUGUGGACGCAGCCUUUCUCUUUUCACCAUUACCAGUACUGACUGAUGAAAUUCAUAGGGUUGUGAAAUCAGCUGGUCCAAAAGGUUAUAUACUUAACUUGGGCCACGGUGUACUUCAAAAAACAAAAGAAGAAGCUGUAGCAUAUUUCUUUGACGUGACAAGGAGCUUAAGAUAUGACACCCUUUUCCAAGGUUCUGUUGCUGAAGAAUUGCAGCCCGUUGCUUGACAAUGGCAAUGCCAUUCUUAUUUUUCAUCAAGUGGCCUAUUUGAUCUGUGGUGUAUCAUCCUAGGUUCUUAGUGUUGUCUGCAAGCUCGGCACCUUCUACCUUUCAGGAGCCACUCCAUUUGCUGGAGCCUGGACAUGUCUUGUAGAGAUAUCGACAGCAAAUCAGUGCAAUUUUAUUCAUUGUUUGUCAGUUUCAUUCUUCAUCUACACAAAAAGGAAU